AUGGUAAUAUCUAUCUAUCGUAUUCUGUAUUCAUAUCUAUCUAUCUAUCGAUUGCAUUCUGUGUUCAUAUUUAUCUAUUUUAAUCUGAAUUCAUAUCUAUCUAUCUAUCUAUCUAUCUAUCUCAUUCAAUUAAUAUUUAACUCUCUCUUUCAAUCUAUCUAUCGCUGUGUUGUGAACAACGAAUAUCUAUCUAUUCAUCUAUCUAUCUAUCUAUCUAUCUAUCUAUCUAUCUAUCUAUACAAUAUAUAUAUACGAUACCAUAAUGCAAUCUAUCUAUCUAUCUAUCUAUCGAUCGAUCGAUCUGAGUCUCUGUUCAUUAUCUAUCUAUCUAUCUCGUUCUGUUCAUAUCUAAUCUAUCUGUCUGUUAAUUUUCUAUCUAUCUAUCUAUCUAUCUAUCUAUCUAUCUAUCUAUCUAUCUAUAUCGGAGAGCUCUUCCGAACAAUUGACAUCUAUCUAUCUAUCUAUCUAUCUAUCUAUCUAUCUAUCUAUCUAUCUAUCUAUCUAUCUAUCUAUCUAUCUCAGUCCCUUCAUUAUCUAUCUAUCUAUUCCAGUACCUUCAUUAUCUAUCUAUCUAUCUAUCUAUCUAUCUAUCUAUCUAUCUCUCUCUCUAUAUAUAUAUUAUAA
This is a messenger RNA of Acanthosepion pharaonis, 624 nucleotides long. The record is from the annotation of a GenBank genome assembly. NCBI's taxonomy places the organism in Eukaryota, Metazoa, Mollusca, Cephalopoda, Sepiida, Sepiidae.